Messenger RNA from Melopsittacus undulatus (budgerigar), 9784 nucleotides. It is a transcript of the gene RICTOR, whose product is annotated as RPTOR independent companion of MTOR complex 2. The coding region runs from base 15 to 5066 and encodes 1683 amino acids. The transcript has 38 exons. Gene Ontology annotation, biological process: TORC2 signaling; positive regulation of phosphatidylinositol 3-kinase/protein kinase B signal transduction. Gene Ontology annotation, cellular component: TORC2 complex. Gene Ontology annotation, molecular function: protein serine/threonine kinase activator activity. NCBI's taxonomy places the organism in Eukaryota, Metazoa, Chordata, Aves, Psittaciformes, Psittaculidae. The record is from RefSeq and is a predicted model, not a curated record.
GCGGGGCCGUAAACAUGGCGGUGAAUCUCCGCGCCCGCUCGUUGAGGCACCUCCGCAUCCGAGGUCGGAACGACAGCGGCGAGGAGAACGUCUCCCUCGAUCUCAGCCGAGAACCCUCUGAUAAUAUGAGAGAGAUUCUCCAAAAUGUAGCCAAAUUGCAAGGUGUUUCAAAUAUGAGAAAACUAGGUCACUUGAAUAAUUUUACUAAGCUGCUUUGUAAUAUUGGCCAUGCUGAAGAAAAGCUAGGUUUUACGUAUGACAGCAUCAUAAUAUGCCUGAGGUUAGCUUUACUGAAUGAAGCAAAAGAGGUGCGAGCAGCAGGAUUGCGAGCUCUCCGCUAUCUAAUUCGAGACUCCAGUAUUCUGCAGAAGGUCCUGAAGUUGAAAGUGGAUUACUUGAUAGCCAGGUGCAUUGACAUACAGCAGAGUAAUGAAGUUGAAAGAACACAAGCACUUCGAUUAGUCAGAAAGAUGAUCACUGUGAAUGCAUCAUUGUUCCCCAGUUCUAUUACUAAUUCUUUGAUAGCAGUUGGAAAUGAUGGUCUUCAAGAAAGAGACAGAAUGGUUCGAGCAUGUAUAGCCAUAAUCUGUGAACUAGCACUUCAGAAUCCAGAGGUGGUGGCUCUUCGGGGUGGUUUAAGUACCAUCUUGAAAAAUGUGAUUGAUUGUCAGCUGAGCAGAAUAAAUGAGGCUCUCAUAACUACAGUUUUGCACCUCAUUAAUCAUCCAAAGACCCGACAGUAUGUGCGAGCAGAUGUAGAAUUAGAGCGAAUUUUAGCUCCUUACACGGAUUUUCACUACAGGCAUAAUCCAGAUACAGCAGAAGGACAAGUCAAGGAGGACAGAGAAGCACGUUUCCUAGCUAGUAAAAUGGGAAUAGUGGCAGCAUUUCGAUCAUGGGCAGGUAUUAUCAGUCUGUGCAAACCUGGAAAUUCGGGGAUUCAGUCUCUUAUUGGGGUACUCUGUAUACCAAAUAUGGAAAUACGGCGAGGUCUGCUUGAAGUUCUCUAUGAUAUAUUUCGCCUUCCUCUCCCUGUUAAUGCAGAAGAAUUUAUUGAGGCACUUCUCAGUGUAGAUCCAAGCAGGUUUCAAGACUGUUGGAGACUUUCUGAUGGCUUUGUAGCUGCUGAAGCUAAAACUGUAUUACCCCAUCGAGCCAGGUCAAGGCCUGAUCUCAUGGAUAAUUAUUUGGCUUUAGUGCUUUCAGCUUUUAUUACCAAUGGACUUCUAGAGGGUCUGGUUGAAGUGAUCACAAGUAGUGAUGACCAUGUGUCUGUUAGAGCAACUAUCCUUUUAGGAGAACUUUUGCACAUGGCAAACACAAUUCUUCCUCAUUCUCACAGCCAUCACCUGCACUGCUUACCAACACUAAUGAACAUGGCAGCAUCUUUUGACAUCAUGAAAGAGAAAAGACUACGAGCAAGUGCCGCACUCAACUGCUUGAAACGUUUUCAUGAGAUGAAGAAAAGAGGACCUAAACCUUACAGCCUCCAUUUAGAUCACAUUAUUCAGAAAGCCAUCUCAACACACCAAAAAAGGGAUCAGUACCGUGUGCAGAAAGACAUCUUUAUUCUAAAGGAUACAGAAGAAGCGCUUGUAAUGAAUCUUCGAGACAGCCAAGUUCUCAAUCAUAAAGAGAAUCUUGACUGGAAUUGGAAUUUAAUAGGGACCAUACUGAAGUGGCCAAAUGUAAAUCUAAGGAACUAUAAAGAUGAACAAUUACACAGGUUUGUAAGGAGAUUGUUAUAUUUUUACAAGCCUAGCAGUAAAUUGUAUGCCAACCUGGAUCUGGAGUAUGCCAAGGCUAAGCAACUCACUGUGGUGGGUUGUCAGUUUACUGAAUUUCUUCUUGAAUCAGAAGAGGAUGGACAAGGUUACCUGGAGGACUUGGUUAAAGAUAUUGUACAUUGGCUUAACUCUUCAUCUGGAAUGAAACCUGAGCGUAGUCUUCAAAAUAAUGGGUUACUGAAUACCCUUAGCCAGCACUACUUCCUGUUUUUUGGUACUCUUUCUUGUCAUCCUCAUGGAGUGAAAAUGCUUGAAAAAUGCAAUGUGUUUCAGUGUCUUCUUAAUCUUUGUUCUUUGAAGAACCAGGAUCACUUGUUAAAGCUGACUGUUUCUAGUUUGGAUUACAGCAGAGAUGGGUUAGCAAGAGUCAUCCUUUCUAAAAUCCUGACAGCAGCUACUGAUAGCUGCAGGUUGUAUGCCACAAAACACUUACGAGUGUUACUGAGAGCGAAUGUAGAGUUCUUCAGCAACUGGGGGAUUGAGUUACUGGUGACCCAGUUACAUGAUAAAAAUAAAACUAUUUCUUCUGAGGCACUUGAUAUUCUAGAUGAGGCAUGUGAAGACAAGGCCAAUCUUCAUGCCCUUAUCCAAAUGAAACCAGCUCUUUCUCAUCUUGGAGACAAGGGUUUGCUUCUACUUCUAAGAUUUCUGUCCAUCCCAAAGGGUUUUUCAUACCUAAAUGAAAGAGGUUAUGUAACAAAACAAAUGGAAAAGUGGCAAAAGGAAUAUAACUUAAAGUAUGUUGAACUGAUCGAAGAACAGCUAAAUGAAGCACUUACAACAUACCGCAAACCUGUUGAUGGUGAUAACUAUGUUCGUCGGAGCAACCAAAGAUUACAGCGACCGCAUGUCUACCUGCCAGUUCACCUUUAUGGCCAACUGGUGCACCAUAAAACAGGCUGCCAUUUAUUGGAGUCACAGAGUAUUGUUACAGAUCUGAGUUACACUGUUCGUUCCCCAAUGCUGGAUAAGUGGGAAGGAAUUAAGCAGCUGAAAGCAGCUCUUUGGGCCUUGGGCAAUAUUGGAUCAUCAAAUUGGGGUCUUAACUUGCUUCAAGAGGAGAAUGUAAUUCCUGACAUAAUGGCACUUGCCCAACAUUGUGAAGUCCUCUCUGUUAGAGGAACGUGUGUCUACGUGCUUGGUCUAAUAGCCAAAACUAAACAAGGAUGUGAUAUUUUGAAGCAUCAUAACUGGGAUGCAGUGAGACACAGUCGUAGACAGCCUUGGCCAGUGGUCCCGGAUGAUAUGGAACAGCUCUGCAAUGAACUUUCUUCUAUACCCAGCACUCUUAGCUUGAACUCUGAGUCCACCAGUUCUAGGCACAACAGUGAAAGCGAAUCUGCCCCUUCAAGUAUGUUCAUCAUGGAGGAUGACCGUUUUGGUAGUACUUCCACUAGCACAUUCUUCCUAGAUAUUACUGAAGAUGCAGAACAAAUAUUUUAUGACAGACCUGGACCUUCAAAGGACAAAGACCGUAGUCCCUUUCCUUUUUUUUCUUCUAGUAGGCUUGUGAAAAACCGCAUUCUAAACUCUCUUACUCUCCCUAAUAAAAAACACAGAAGUAGCAGUGAUCCAAAAGCAGGAAAGCUGGCAUCCUCUGACAGUAAAUCAGUCCUGAGGCGAAAUCGUACAGUAACAGAACCUUCUGGUAGCAUAGAGUUUCCUGCUGGGGAAGAAUUAAACCCUGUUUUCAGAGUUCCUAAAAUCCAGACUUUACGAUUAGAAACUUCUUUUGUUGGAAGUAAGCACAUGGAAGAUACUGAUAGUACCCCAAGUAUUGGAGAAAAUGAUCUGAAGCUGCCAAAAGGUCUUGGAAAUGAAAUUCACCGUGAAAACACAAGCAGAGAAAAGCUAAUAGGAGAUGGUACUACACAAACACAUUUCAAGAGUCGUAGCUUAAGUUUUAAUACAGAUACCACAACAAGUGGCAUAAGCUCCAUGAGCUCUAGCCCGUCAAGGGAGACUGUAGGUGUGGACACUGCAAAUGUAGAUACUGACUGUGGAAGUUUGAGUACUGUGGUAAGCACAAAAACAGUUAAACCAAGUCUCUGUUCAACACCACAGUCUAACCACCUGCCUCUCUCAAAGUCCAACUCCGUAUCUCUGGUGCCACCAGGCUCUUCUCAUACACUUCCUCGAAGAGCCCAGUCUCUUAAAGCUCCUUCUCUUGCUACAAUAAAAAGUCUUGCUGACUAUAAUUUUAGCUACACAAGUUCUCGAGAUGCCUUUGGCUAUGCUACACUAAAGCGCUUGCAACAGCAGCGGAUGCAUCCUUCACUGUCUCACUCAGAAGCCCUGGCAUCUCCAGCAAAGGACGUGCUGUUUACUGACACUAUUACCAUGAAGUCUGGCAGCCUGGAUUCUCGGCUAACCCCAAGCCGGUUCAUGAAAGCUCUCAGUUACGCUUCAUUAGAUAAAGAAGAUCUGUUAAGUCCUAUUAACCAAAACACCCUUCAGCGUUCCUCUUCUGUUCGCUCGAUGGUUUCUAAUGCUACAUAUGGUAGUUCUGAUGAUUACAUUGGCCUUGCUCUCCCAGUGGAUAUCAAUGAAAUAUUUCAGGUAAAGGAAACUCCAUAUUUCCAGAAGAAAACCACACCUCCAUUUGAUGAUCAUGGGGCUAAGGUCUUUGCACCUGAUGCAGGAGGUCUUCCAUCAGGUACAAGUGAUGUUGUCAAAAGCCCUUUUCAGAUGCUCCGGCAGCAGAUCAGUCUCACAGAAAUAAUGAAUACCAGCCGUUCAGAUGCCUCCCAGUUUUUAGAAGGUACAGAGGAUACGGGGCUGCAGGAGCACACAGAUGAGAACUGCCUUUACUGUGUCUGUGUUCAAAUACUGGGUUAUCAGCCCAGCAGUAAAGUGAACUCUUCAUAUGGUCGUACAGGCUGUAGUGAUGCAGUAUCCCAUGGUUCAGCUAGCAGCACCAAGAGUACAGAACUUAUGCUAGGAGUAAAAUCAAUCCCAGAUGAUACACCAGUGUGCAGAAUACUUCUGCGGAAGGAAGUCUUACGUUUAGUCAUCAAUUUGAGUAGUUCAGUAGGAACUAAGGGCCACGAAACUGGACUGCUGACAAUUAAGGAGAAGUAUCCCCAAGCGUUUGAUGACAUAUGCCUUUACUCUGAGGUAUCCUACUUGUUAGCACAUUGUACAUUUCGGCUUCCAUCUAGAAGGUUCAUUCAGGAACUAUUUCAAGAUGUACAGUUCUUACAAAUGCAUGAGGAAGCAGAGGCUAUUUUAGCAACACCAACAAAGCCUCCAGUGAUCGAUACAUCAACUGAAUCCUGACCUCUGUCUCAUGCAGAGCAUUGCAUAUAGACUUUCUGAAAUCCUCAGAUAGCCUCUGACUGACUGGAUAAAAGGCUUCAAGUAUCAUCUGCUAGACCAUUCCAGAAGCUGCUGGUACCUGAAGACUGAACUGAAAACUUUCUUCCUCAACGAAUUACUGUCCAAGUCUUUUGAGCCCUUUGGGGAUUUAUUAAACAUUACCAUAGUUUUAAUAAUAGUAAUUAUCAGUAUAUGCAAGAGCCAAGCACUGAACACCUCCACAAGUUUUCAUUUCAUUGGAAAAAACAAACAAACAAAUAUGACAACAUGCAGAGACAUCUUUUUUUUGAUUGACUUUCAAUUCUGUUCCAGAGAAGUAGAAUGAUGCCUUGCUUUUUAAAUGCUGGAUACCAGGAAUCAGAGAGAGAUAUAAGGGUGCGUUCCGUUGCCAGCAAUGGGGAUCUGUGCUGUAAUCUUGGAGACUAGGGGAUUAAUGUUAGUGUUAGCCUUUCUCUGUUUGUUUUUGUACUGUUUAUAACACUACUUGGAGGUUUGUAACUUCAGACAAAAAGAAAAGCCUCAGUGACACUGAGGUUUCCUUUAAGUUAUUUUAAUAUUGCUAUAGUUCUAAGUCAUUUUAUUAGCAGUCUCUCCAAUUUCAUGACAUUUACAUAUAUGUAUCUUAUCUGAACCAGUUAAGGACUUUCACUACAGUUUGAUUUUUAAAAAUAACAAAUCGUUUAAACUUAAAAUGCUGAAAUCAGAUUGUUCUCCCUGAAUGAUAUGCAUGUGUUUGCAGUUUCUACAUUCAUGCUCAUAUAGUACGAAUGUUGGUCUUACUCUUAACCAAAAUCCUUUAAAAGCAUGAUUUGUAUCAGAUAAAUGAAUAUUGUAUAAAGUAAACUUGAAGACAUUUAAUCAUUGCUGCUUUUGUGAGAAGACAUAAUAUGAGUGUUUUCAAAGUUCCGUGGAAACAGCCUUUUAUAAAAACAAAGAUUUAUUUGGAUUUUCAAUGGAUGAGUGAUCAAGCAUCAGACAGUACUAAUAAUUGUAGUGAAAAGCCUUAAGUACCAAAUUUUUGAGCAGCAGUACUUAAUAAUUUUAUACUGGUAUUUAGGACUUGUUGCAAAAGUUAAAUGAGACAGUGACUGUUGAUGACUGAAAUAGUUGCCUCUAUCUUGUUGCUGGUGAGGUUUCUAAAUUAAUGAGUGCAAGUUGUAAAAAAAAAAAGUAGUAGAAAUCCCUGUCAAUUUUACACUUUUAUUAUGGAUCUAGAGAUUCAGAAGCCUUUAUACGAAGGUAAUAUAAAUAUAUGCAAAUGUGUAUAUACAGUAGCAUGGCCACCUUUGUUAGAAUGCCUGUAAUAGAAGGGAUUACCCUUUGAUUUUGAUAUAGGAAUAACUCAGCUGGACUGUACUAAGUAGAACGUAUUUUUUCCAUUCACUUUUACCAUUUUUUAUAAUUGUCAGAUUAAUACUUAAGUGAAGAUACGUGGAAUUUAUCCUGAUGCUCACAACUCUGUUCUUCCUAGCUAUGCUACUGGAGAUUUCAAUAGAUAGUCCUGUGAACAGUAAAACAAGACACAUAAGCACUGCUUUGUAGCUAUCACUUCACUGAGUUUUUGUGUGCAUUGCAUACCAUCACAUUCUGGUAAAGCAGAUUGUAAAUUGCUGCUCACAGUUAAAUUUAGUUCCUAAGAUUAUCUUUUCAUGACUUCCCACUGAAAGAAGGAGCAAAAAGAAACUGAUUUAACUCUUCCAUGGUUGGUGACACAAAUAACACAUUGGUGUGUUAAGGCAUGUUUGAAAUGCUCUGAAAAUAUCCGGUAACUAUUGGACUUCUGCUCAUAAGAAAUAAAUGCUUCUGUAAAACCAAAAUGUCAAUCACAGUAGACCAAAUAGUGGUAUAAACUCCAAAGGAAAUCAUGUAGUUUUCCCAAAAAUGGGGCUGGCAUAUCAUAUACCGUAGUUUCAAACACUACCUCAGUUAGGCUAGAAUAUGAGAGAUUUGUUUUAAUAACUAGAUGGGGUUACACUGAACAACUCCAUGUUAUUUUUCUGCAGUUAAAGCAAAAUAAACAAGUUUUAUCACCUGCAUUUAAAAAAAAACGAACACCUUUGUUCAUUUGUUUCCAGUUUAACCUGUAGCACUUAACAUAAGAAGCACUAUACAAAGGCCUCUGAUUAUAAAAAGGUAAGCAAAAGUGGUGUUAAUAUGCUUUUGAAAGACUCUCUGAAAUGCUUACCUCUUCUGAAGUACUCGCUUGUGUGGGGAUCCAUGACAACAGAAACCUGAUGUAAAAAUUAUGGCUGCAGAAUCAGAUGUAAAACAUGAUUAAUUUUUUUCCCUGAAAAUGUAUGAGUGUCAGUAGAUUUCAACAAGUACACAUAGAGGUUGGGAAGUCUGUACUGUACAUAAUAUACAACAUUUCCAGAAUGAAUUUACUUAUUUACAGUAAGCUCACAUUCGUGUUUCAUUUUAAUUGGCAAAUGAAGGGAUGCUAUAAUUGAAGGAAUCUUGUAUUUGGCUUAGUUAUAAACUGUGAAUUUCCAAUUCUAUAGAUUUUACUUUUCACAUAUCCCUUUCAAAGUUGUUAUAUUGGGGUUUUAUUUCCUUCAUGAUAAAACUUAAGAAAAUAGUAGUAAUAACAGUUGUGCUUAUAUUAACCCUAAUAGUCCUUCCACUUCUCUUGAAAAGGUUUGCAAGGGAAGCUGACAGACCACCUGGUUUGUGAUUUUUCCAAGCCAAACAAUUGCUGAUGUAAAUGCUUGAAUAAAUGGUGAAGUAUAUAACCUUCACUUGCACUAUAUACAAAUACAGUUUGGUUGCUGUGGCAAAGGAAACUCCCAAAUGAUUAAUUAUGCUAACACAAAAUGUUCAGCUCUGAGGUGAAAGCUUUAUGGGAAGGAGAAGCUGUCUCUACUAUGUUAGGGGCUGGUUUUCUUCAGUCUGCUUUUGCAGUCAGUGCAAAGGGAGAGCCCUUUCAAAGGCCAGACAGCUAACUAAAGGUCUCCCAGCUACCCUCCCCAAGGGCCUAUUUCUCUCCAUGAGUGCAGUGGGGAGGAGGAUGGAGCUGGGUGCUGCAAGUGACCUUUUGGAGAGUGACGUUUUCAGCUGUCUGAAAUUCAGAGAUGUGGAGAGCUCCCAGCUCUCCUGGGCAUCACUUGGAGCUGGAGGAAACUUGUUUGCGUGUUUGGCCCCUGGUAUAAUAUGCUUCCAACAAUUGCUUUUCCUCAUCUGGGUGUACUUUGACCUGACAUAGGUACCCUAAAUGUGCUCUCCUUGGGAUUUGUUCUUGUUUAUUCACAAGACACAAUAAAAUGCUAAACUCUUCGGUACUUUAAGAGCACAGUGGAUUGGCACACUGAGGUGAUCUGCCCUUAUAAACAUUUGGAAAGGAAGCAGUGAGAAUCCUGAUUGUCUUUUUAUCAUUUUAUUUUUAAAUGUGUGUGUAGUGGUCUUGAAGGAUAGUUAUGAUUGCAGUGAAACUGAAAAAAACCUGUAGCACCUUUACUGUGUGCCUGAAGAGAGAAGUAGCUGUUCAAGAAAUAAGCUGUAAUCAAAGCUAAGUGAGAGAUGAAGCCAGCUGUUGCUCCUUUUUAUCCUGUGUCCCAGAGUUGGUAUUUGGCUUUUUGGUCUGCAGGAAGCUGGUUGUUACCUUCUAAAUGUGAGCUCAAGCUGAGCACUCCCAGUGGAAGAAUUUUUGCCAGGCUUGGGAGCAUCUCUUGAGAUCUGUGCUCAUCCCCUGGUAGGGUUACACACACAUCCUAUUGCACAGAGUUCCACUGGAGCCAGCUCAAGGCAGGUCCCGUACCUUCUUUUUUAAGGUAACUUCUAUUACCAUGUUCUUAUUAAGGGUAUACUAGGUGAGAGUAGAAUCUGAGAACUAUAAAAAGACCUUUGGGAACAUGAUAGAAAACAUGCUUGUAUUUCACUAGAAGCCUCCCACAUCUCCUUGCAUUUUGCUUAGCUCCUAGUUCUGGUUCCCUGGAUAGUUUUGUUUUCAACAGAUUUCUAUGUUCAGUAAAGAAUGUGGCUAUUCUUUUGACUAUUUUUGUAAUGUAAAUGGACAGCAAUGCCACAGCAUGCAGAAAUUGCACAUUUUGCUUGAGUUGCUUUGUAAAACACACUAUUUUAUUUGAGAAAUGUAAUUUAUGCCAAAAAGUGUAAGAUACCAUUUUGUCAUUGAAUAGGGUGUUCCAGCACAAGAUGCAAUGUCUUAGGGGGGAAAAGGCAGACACUUUGUAGAUUUAAUUGAAAAAUUGUUCCAGUAUUGGGCUGUCAGCAUCCCUAAAACUGCAUUACAAGAGAUUGUCUAAAUUAAUCCUUCUGAGGAAAAAGGGGAUCAAAGAAUAUCUCAAGACUUUAUUCUCCCUACCCCGUGUGGUGUUUUCUUAUUUAGUAAUAAGCUGCUACAUAUUUGGGGGUUCUAGUGUUUGUAGGUCACUGAACAGACAUUGAAAUCUGAUUUAUAUUGUAUACCUGUAACAUAGAAAGAAGAAGUAUUUAUAUAUUUUCCGUAAGAAUAUUGCAUUGAGCUGUGUAUAAUUUAAACAGAGGCUUGUCCCGAAUGGUAUUGCCCACCUUGAUUUUCUUUUUUUUUCUGUUUUUUUUUUUUUCUGGUUUUUGGGUUUUUUUCUUUUAUAGUGUGUACAGUUCAUGUCAAUGGGCAUUAAAAGCCUUCUGAAGCGUAGUCUUAUCAAAGGGAUGCAUUGUUAAUAAAAUGUACUUAAACUUCA